UGAUUACUUUUUCGUUCCCCGAUUAAUCUGAGUUUCUCAAUAGUCAAUACCUCAGCGGGUUAGGGUUUACGACCCUGAGCUUCCUUCUGGAUAAAAAAAAAAACUCAGGGGGCAACAAUGGCGUCCAAGCUUCAGCAAGUUUCAGCAAAGGCUUGUGAAUUAACAAAGUUUGUUGCCAAGAAUGGUUCGACUUACUACAGGCAGGCAUUGGAGCAGAACAAACAGUAUAUUGUUGAGCCUCCGACUGUGGAGAAGUGCUCUGAGUUAUCUAAGCAGCUGUUUUACACUCGCCUUGCUAGCAUUCCUGGGCGGAAUGAAGCAUUUUGGAAGGAGCUGGAUUAUGUGAAGAACAUGUGGAAGAAUAGGCAGGAGUUGAAAGUUGAACAUGCCGGUAUUGCAGCUUUAUUUGGGCUCGAGUGCUUUGCAUGGUUUUGUGCUGGAGAGAUUGUAGGAAGAGGUUUUACAUUCACUGGUUACUAUCCUUGAAAAAGAACAGUUGAUCAUACAUUAUUUAGCCAAGUUGAUGAUAGCUAUAAGCUUUCUGUGUUUAUUAAGAUGAUCUGAGUGAGAGCUGACACUCCUACAUCAAGAUUGUUUCCCUCAAAAAAGUUUUUGAAGCUGACAAUUCAGUGCUUAACUUUGAUUGCUACAAUAAUACAGCUAUUCUUGUGUUCAACUUUGUGUCCAGAUGGUAUUUUCUGUAUUAAAAACUUUUGAUUCAAAUGAAAGAAGAUUCUUAUUUCAAAAUAAA
Molecule: messenger RNA, 751 nt
Organism: Ipomoea nil (Japanese morning glory)
Lineage: Eukaryota; Viridiplantae; Streptophyta; Magnoliopsida; Solanales; Convolvulaceae
Exons: 3
Coding region: 118-486 (122 amino acids)
Biological process (GO): proton motive force-driven ATP synthesis
Molecular function (GO): proton transmembrane transporter activity
Source: RefSeq, a predicted model, not a curated record